GGUAGGCCUGAUAUUCGGGCCAAUGCCCAUCAAUGGAGCGAAGCACCCAGCGAAUGUCCUGGAUCUCUCACACGCGUGCCAAUACGCUCGCGUGCCGGCUUCGCACGCCCUCCAUCGCAUCCAUUCCGUAUUCAAUUCUCGUGCAAAUCGCUCUUGCUUUUCUCGUUUCGCAGAGGGAAGAAAAAGGAAGAAGAAGAAAAGGGUAGAAAUCGAACAGACUUGGUAUCUCUUCUCUCGGGCUUUUGAAAGGGAAAAGAAGAUAAAAACCCUAAUUCUCUUAUAUUUCUCAUCUUUCUCUUCGAUUUCUCGUUUAAAUGGACUGAAGAUGGAGGCAUCCGUUCAUCUGGCCCACCCCUCCAACUUCUCUCCCUCUCUCCAACGCUUUCUCGCCGAGAAAUUCCAGCGGAAGGAAGAUCUCUUCAAAGCUCCGGAUCUCGCUUCCGAUCUCCAGAAGCAGUGCACGGACCUAGGUCAAAACCUUGCAGAUCUGAGCCACAGGCUCUUGGCGAGCAUUGCCGCCUACGAUUCGCAUUCGGAUGCCGUUCAAGGCGUCUUCAACGAAAUCAGGGCUAAAUUGAACGAUCUCGGGUCAUCAACGUCCGUCUCCGCAACAUUUCAAGAUGGGAGAGAAGGUGAGAGUCUGGGGAUAACUGAACAGAUUUUAGCGGAAGAGCUGCCUGCACUUGCCAAAGAAGUGGCGAGGGUGGAGACUGUUUGUGCAUAUGCAGAGACUGCAUUGAAGCUUGAUACUCUGAUUGGUGAUGUUGAAGAUGCAGUCUCCUCUUCAAUGACUGGAAAUCUAAGAAAGAUUGCCCCUAAGACCAGUUCAGAAGAAACACGACUGCUUGCAAUUAAGUAUCUCAAACAAACAGAGGAUGUUUUAACUGCUGUCACGAAAUCCCGCCCUCAGUGGAUACGUCUCAUUGCUGCCGUUGAUCAUAGAGUCGAUCGAGCUUUAGCUGUUUUAAGACCCCAGGCAAUUGCAGAUCAUCGCGCCCUUCUUAAUUCCCUUGGAUGGCCGCCACCCUUUUCCACUUCAAACAUCAUAAACACAAAUGCAGGGAAGUCAUCUGAGCUCUUGAAUCCUCUUUUCAUGAUGCAAGGAGACCUCAAAAGCAAUUACUGUGAAAAUUUUCUUGCCCUGUGCAAUCUGCAGGAGCUGCAGAGGAGGAGAAAAUCCCGGCAACUUGAGGGAUAUAACCGAGAAGUUGCUUUGCACCAACCCCUUUGGGCAAUUGAGGAGCUAGUGAACCCGAUCUCAUUGGCAUCGCAACGGCAUUUCUCAAAAUGGAUUGAGAAGCCGGAAUUCAUUUUUGCUCUUGUUUAUAAAAUCACCCGGGAUUUUGUAGACUCCAUGGAUGAGGUUCUGCAACCAUUGGUAGAUAAGGCGAGGCUUGUGGGUUAUAGUUGCAGAGAAGAGUGGAUCUCGGCAAUGGUGACAUCACUGUCAACAUACUUGGCAAAAGAGAUCUUCCCUGUUUAUGUACGCCAACUAGAAGAGGACAGUGUCGCUGGUGUUUCAUCUCAGGCUCGAAUAUCAUGGCUUAAUCUUAUCGACUUGAUGAUUACCUUUGAUAAGAGAAUUCAAUCUCUGAUUGCGAAUUCAGGGAUCUUGAUUUCCAUAAGGGAAGAUGAGAGCUUGCAGAGGAUCUCUUCUCUGUCCGUCUUCUGUGAUCGCCCUGAUUGGCUUGAGAUAUGGACAGAGAUCGAGCUCAGUGAUGUGCUCAAUAAGUUGAAAACAGAAAUGGAGGAUGAGAAGUGUUGGAACACAAGAAAGGAGGGUGCUACAGGAUUUCUGUCGGCAUCUGAAGACUACAAAUCUCCAGUGAUUUCAGGUGCUGUCCUCUGGCGUCUAUCAAUGGUGAUUGACCGUUGCCGGCCAUUACCUAGCAUUCCAUUGAGAGCAAGGUUUAUCAGAUUGGCAGCAGCACCCGUUGUUCAAGAAUUUCUCGAUUGCUUGCUUCGCAGAUGCCAAGAAGCCGAAGGGCUGACUGCUUUAGCUGAUGAUAAUGCUUUAAUCAAGGUCUCUUACUCCAUUAACGCAGUUCGAUAUUGUGAAUCUGUCUUGAAAGAAUGGUGUGAGGAUGUUUUCUUCCUUGAGAUGGCUUCUGAUGAGGCGAGCGAAUUGAGUAUGGGAUCUGAUGAGGGCAUGGCAAAAGGUCCAGGGAGUUGUAUAUUUGAGGAGGAAAUAGAGAGGCUGAAGGAAUUUCAGAGGGAGUGGGUAGAGAAGAUAUCAACUGUGGUUUUGAGGGGAUUUGAUGCACGAUGCAGAGAUUAUAUGAAGAACAAAAGGCAGUGGCAGGAGAAGGAAGAAGGCGGGACCAUGUCUCAUGCUUUUGUUGAAGCUUUAGAUUAUCUGCAAGGGAAGAUUUUGAAACUUGAAGUCAGUCUAAAUGAGAUUGAUUUUGUUGGGGUUUGGAGAAGUUUGGCCAGUGGGGUGGAUCAGUUGGUUUUCAACGGCAUUGUGAUGAGUAACGUGAAGUUCUAUGACGGUGGUGUAGCAAGAUUUGGGGGUGAUUUGGAAGUUCUGUUUGGGGUAUUUAGCGCUUGGUGUCUGAGGCCCGAAGGCUUCUUUCCGAAGGUGAAUGAGGGGUUGAGGUUGUUGAAGAUGGAGAAGCAGCAGAAAGAGGCUUUGGAGAGAGGGAAGGAUAGAUGGCUGAGAGAGAAUGGGAUAAGGCAUUUGACAUUAGCAGAGGCGGAAAAGAUAGUGAAGAAUAGGGUCUUCAUGGGUUGAAAAUGGGGUCUUUUUAAACCCCAAUUCCGCCUUUCCUGAUCAUUCUUUUUGAAAGAGGGACGAAAAACAGAAAGUAGUGUAAGAUCAUUGAUUUAUAAUACCUGUGUCUGAGACUUCACCUGCCUCACCGAUUCUUUCUUCUCGGAACUGCAAUAAUCUGUGAGUCUCUCUGGAAUUAUUGAAAGCUAUUUUAAGCCAUCUCUUACUCUCUA
This is a messenger RNA of Magnolia sinica, 2946 nucleotides long. Its product is annotated as RINT1-like protein MAG2. The transcript has 4 exons. Gene Ontology annotation, cellular component: Dsl1/NZR complex. Gene Ontology annotation, biological process: regulation of ER to Golgi vesicle-mediated transport; retrograde vesicle-mediated transport, Golgi to endoplasmic reticulum; endoplasmic reticulum to Golgi vesicle-mediated transport. NCBI's taxonomy places the organism in Eukaryota, Viridiplantae, Streptophyta, Magnoliopsida, Magnoliales, Magnoliaceae. Bases 23 to 2734 code for a protein of 903 amino acids. The record is from RefSeq and is a predicted model, not a curated record.